GGAGUUGGAGAAAAGAGUGGAGCGAAGCCGAUUUCCAUUCAAUGGGUUUAGCGCGCUUACCAUUCUUGGCGCCAAAAUUUGACGACUUAUAAUUUCCUCUUAUUCGUCGUCAGGCGCUCUCUGUUUCUUUAUUGCUCAUCGAAAAGAUGAAUCGCCAGAGGUCUUUACUCUCAUUCUUCCAAAAAUCUUCGUCGACCAACUCAGAUUCCGGCUUGGGCGGCAACCGUGGAGCUCCCAGUUUGCCGAUUAAAGGAGACAAGCACAGUGUUCCGUCUGCUUUCACUCAACCGGCGUCGCUUCUCGCAAAUGAUUCAUCCGCUGAAGUCAGGGGAACUGACACGCCGCCAGAGAAGGUGCCACGUCAGAUUUUGCCGUCCACUUUCUCUUCAAAUGAUAAAAGCAAUGGCGCUACUCCGUUUUCGAGAAUCAUGCAUAAAUUUGUAAGAGACGAAGAUGGUGGCAAAGUUACUCGGAGGAGCCUGUCAUCCAUUGACAUAUUGACUAAAACAUCGCCAGCAUCCGGAAGAUGUGUGAAUGCAAACCUUAAAGAACAGUCCAAACAAGAAGGAGCUUUCCAACCUAUCAUAAAAGAUGAUGUUGCAAUUUCCAAUAAGGCUGAUCAGGAAGACAUCAUUCCUGUUGAACACAAUGAGGAUAUUCCUAGACCUGAAACCCCAGGGAUGCAGCCUCUUGCCUCUCGUGCAAAGCGAUGUCGAGAUGAUGGUUCCAAGUUUAGUUCCUUGCUAGAUUCUAGCAAAAGAGUCAAAUUUUUGGAGGAUUUAACAUCCCUGAAAAGGACAAAAAAGGAAGUAGACAUGGUUAGCAAGUUUGAGUGGCUGGAUCCUUGUCGUAUUAGAGAUGCUAAUGGAAGGAAGCCUGAUGAUCCUCUGUAUGACAGGACAACCCUUUAUAUACCUCCAGAAGUUUUGAAAAAAAUGUCAGCAUCUCAGAAACAGUAUUGGAGUGUCAAAUGUAAAUACAUGGAUGUUGUGCUAUUCUUCAAAGUGGGGAAAUUUUAUGAGCUUUAUGAAAUGGAUGCUGAAAUUGGCCAUAAGGAGCUUGACUGGAAAAUGACAUUAAGUGGUGUAGGAAAAUGUCGGCAGGUUGGUAUCCCUGAAAGUGGGAUUGAUGACGCUGUUCAGAAAUUGGUAGCUCGUGGAUACAAGGUUGGAAGAGUGGAGCAAUUGGAGACAUCUCAAGAAGCAAAGGCCAAAGGCGUUAACUCUAUUAUUCCAAGAAAAUUAGUUCAGGUUGUCACUCCAUCAACCUUGGUGGAUAACAAUAUUGGUCCUGAUGCUGUUCAUCUUCUUGCAAUAAAAGAGGGGAGUGACCUGAAUAAUGGUUCAGUUCAGUAUGGCUUCGCUUUUGUUGACUGUGCCGCACUUAGGUUUUGGGUUGGUUCCAUUGAUGAUGAUGCAUCAUGUUCUGCUUUAGGGGCUUUAUUGUUGCAAGUGUCACCUAAGGAAGUUAUAUAUGAAAGCAGAGGGUUGUCCAAAGAAGCUCAGAAAGCAUUUAAAAAAUACUCAUUAAAUGGUUCCACGACACUACAAUUGACUCCAGUGCAGUCGCUCACUGACUUAAUAUCCCCUGAGGUUACUGAUUUAGUUCGCUUGAAUGGAUACUUUAAGAGGUCAUCUGAUUCACUAGAUCAUGCACUGAGCAAAGUGAAUCAUCCUGAAACCACCAUGUGUGCUCUUGGCGGAUUGAUUAAUCAUCUCACUAGAUUGAUGUUGGAAGAUGUCCUGCAGAAUGGGGAUAUAUAUCCAUACCAAGUUUAUAGGGGCUGCCUCAAAAUGGACGGACAGACAUUGAUUAACCUUGAGAUUUUCAGUAAUAAUGCUGAUGGUGGUCAGUCAGGCACAUUAUACAAAUAUCUUGAUAGUUGUGUAACCUCAUCUGGAAAGCGGGUUCUAAGGAGUUGGAUCUGCCAUCCUCUAAAAGAUGUUGAUGGGAUAAACAACCGGCUAGACGUGGUUGAUGGUCUAGUGUCGUGCCCCGAGAUUGUGUCACUCAUUGCUCAACAUCUUCACAAGCUACCAGAUUUGGAACGAUUGCUUGGCCGGAUCAAGAUUACCCUUCAGUCAUCAGGUCCUCUCCUACUGCCAAUGUUUCGCCAGAAAGUAUUGAAGCGGAGGGUGAAGGUGUUUGGGUCACUUGUGAAAGGCCUUCGAACUGGGUUGAAUUUAUUACUGCUUCUACAGAACGAGGGACCUCUAAUGUCAUCCUUUACUAAAGUUUUUAAAGUUCCAGUUCUGACUGGUAGCUGUGGGCUUGAUCAAUUUCUUAGUCAGUUUGAAGCUGCUAUAGAAAGUGACUUUCCCGAUUACCAGAAUCAUGAGGUAACAGAUGCGGAUGCUGAAACACUUGCUACACUCAUAGAAGUGUUCAUGGAGAAAGUUGCCGAAUGGUUUGAAGUUGUUCAUGCCGUCAAUUGCAUAGAUGUCCUUAGAUCUUUUGCAGUCACUUCCAGCAUGUCAUGUGGAACCAUGUGUCGGCCAGUCAUAGCGUCUUCAUCAAAAAGCACAAGUCAAGAUUUUGUGGGACCUGUGCUUAAAAUGAAGGGGCUAUGGCAUCCAUUUGCCCUUGGAGAGCUUGGAAAUUUGCCUGUCCCCAAUGACAUAAAUCUUGGUGAGAACACAGAUGUCCGUCAUCCUCAUACGUUGCUGCUGACUGGACCAAACAUGGGUGGAAAAUCAACACUUCUGCGUGCCACCUGUCUAGCAGUUAUUAUGGCCCAGCUGGGCUGUUACGUGCCAUGUGAAAACUGUGAUCUCUCAGUUGUGGAUAUCAUCUUCACAAGGCUUGGAGCCACUGAUAGAAUCAUGACCGGCGAGAGCACCUUCUUCAUUGAGUGCACAGAAACUGCACAAGUUCUUCAGAAUGCGACUCAAGAUUCUCUGGUCAUUCUUGACGAAUUGGGCCGGGGAACUAGCACUUUUGAUGGCUAUGCAAUAGCAUACUCAGUUUUCCGCCAUCUGAUCGAAAAGGUCAACUGUCGCUUACUAUUUGCCACACACUACCAUUCGCUCACAAAAGAGUUUGCCUCUCAUCCACAUGUUAUGCUGCAACACAUGGCCUGUGCUUUUGAGUCAGAAUCUGAUGGCCAUUCCAAACGUCGAAAGGAGCUAGUCUUCCUGUAUCGACUUUUCGCCGGAGCGUGUCCAGAGAGCUACGGAUUGCAGGUGGCUCUCAUGGCUGGGAUCCCUGAAAAGAUAGUGAAUGAUGCUUCAAAGGCUAGCCAACGGAUGAAGAAAUCAAUUGGAAGAAGUUUUUGGUCAAGCGAACAGAGAUCAGAGUUCUCUACUCUUCAUGAAGAGUGGUUGAAGACCCUAGUGUCCAUCUCGAGAAUAGAAGAUUGUCUGACCUUCGAUGAAGAUGCUUUCGAUUCGUUGUUUUGUAUGUGGUGUGAGCUGAAGACUUCGCUUAAAUCAGGAAACUAGGAACAAGGAGCAGAUUAGGCAGAGUAAAAAGUCUAUAGGAUUGCAUGUAUAUUAUGGUGUUUUAACUUUAGUGAUUGGCAGAUUUCAAGUAAAGGCUGCUGCUUCCCACAUGCGAGAUGGCUCGAAAUGUUUCCUGUGUGAAAUCAUCGAUAAAGCAUUCUUCAUAUCUAUGCCCUUGUGUUACACAUUGAUACGUGAUACUUACAAUUUUCCCA
Molecule: messenger RNA, 3655 nt
Organism: Prosopis cineraria
Lineage: Eukaryota; Viridiplantae; Streptophyta; Magnoliopsida; Fabales; Fabaceae
Product: DNA mismatch repair protein MSH7-like
Exons: 17
Coding region: 147-3440 (1097 amino acids)
Biological process (GO): mismatch repair
Cellular component (GO): MutSalpha complex; nucleus
Molecular function (GO): ATP-dependent DNA damage sensor activity; mismatched DNA binding; ATP binding
Source: RefSeq, a predicted model, not a curated record